AAUGGCCGAGCUUGGUGAAGCAGACGAAGCGGAGUUACAGCGCCUGGUGGCCGCGGAGCAGCAGAAGGGGCAGUUCACUGCGCAGGCGCAUCACUUCAUGGAACUAUGUUGGGAUAAGUGUGUGGAGAAGCCAGGAUAUCGGCUAGACUCCCGCACUGAAAACUCUCUCUCUAGCUGUGUGGACUGCUUCAUUGACACCACUCUUGCUAUCACCGGUCGGUUUGCCCAGAUCGUACAGAAAGGAGGGCAGUAGCCCAUACCUCAGGAAUGACAGAA
Molecule: messenger RNA, 276 nt
Organism: Cricetulus griseus (Chinese hamster)
Lineage: Eukaryota; Metazoa; Chordata; Mammalia; Rodentia; Cricetidae
Source: RefSeq, a predicted model, not a curated record